Messenger RNA from Colletotrichum karsti, 1269 nucleotides. RefSeq names its product polysaccharide export protein. The transcript is spliced from 2 exons. The record is from RefSeq and is a predicted model, not a curated record. The coding region runs from base 1 to 1269 and encodes 422 amino acids. NCBI's taxonomy places the organism in Eukaryota, Fungi, Ascomycota, Sordariomycetes, Glomerellales, Glomerellaceae.
AUGGGCCUCCUAACCGGCGUCCGCCUCGCCGCGCGCCGCGCCCUCCGCUCCAGGGCCCUGCGCAACCUCGUCCUCCUCUUCGCCGCCUACACCUUCCUCGACGCCCUCCGCCUGCAGCGGGUCAUCACCUCGGCCCCCACGGCGCGCGAGACCGCGGCCCGCCCGCGCAGGGCCGAGAGGGUGUACGUCGCGGGGAUGCACUACAACAGCGCGGGGCUGAUCAAGGAGCACUGGAACGGGGCGGUGCUGGGGCUCGUCGAGGCGCUGGGGCGCGAGAACGUCUACGUCAGCGUGUACGAGAGCGGCAGCUGGGACGAGAGCAAGAGGUGGCUGCGGGAGCUGGACGAGGAGCUGGGGCGGAGGGGGGUCCGGCGCAACGUCGUGCUGGACGAGAGGACGCACCAGCACGAGGUCGAGGACGUGCCGGCCGAGGGGGAGGCGAGGGAGGGGUGGAUCGUGACGCCGAGGGGCAAGAGGGAGAUGAGGCGGAUCCCGUUCCUCGCGGGGUUGCGGAACCGGACGCUGAGGGACCUGUGGAGGUUGAGCGCGGAAGGGGAGGUUUUUGACAAGGUUUUGUUUUUGAAUGAUGUCGUUUUCAGGGCCGAGGACGUCCUCGCGCUACUGGACACGAACCGCGGACAGUACGCCGCGGCGUGCUCGCUCGACUUCUCGGAGCCGCCGUACUACUACGACACCUUCGCGCUGCGGGACUCGGAGGGGUCGGCGCACCUGAUGCAGACGUGGCCGUACUUCCGCUCGCGGCGCAGCCGGGAGGCGCUCGUGGACAGGUACUCGGACGCGGUCCCCGUGCGGAGCUGCUGGAACGGCAUCGUGGCGAUGGCGGCGGCGCCGUUCCUGACGACGGCCGAGGACCGGCGGCUCCGGUUCCGCGCCGUGGCCGACUCGCUCGCGGAGGAGAAGCACCUCGAGGCGAGCGAGUGCUGCCUGAUCCACGUGGACAACCCGCUCAGCGGGCCGCUGGGGGUCUUCGUGAACCCGAGGGUGCGGGUCGGGUACAACGGGCCGGCGUACGCGUGGGCGCACCCCGAGGACGACGGGAGGAGCUGGGUGGGCGUGUGGGGGGUCAUGAGAGGGGUGUGGGAGGGCAGGCUGAGGCGGUUGUUCUCGACGGACCGGGUCAAGGAGUGGGUUGUGAGGAAGAGGGUGCGGGAGUGGGAGGCGGGCGGGGAGGGGAGGAGGGAGGAGGGGGUCGAUUGUUUGAUCAACGAGGGGCAGGUUCUCGUGUAUAACGGCUGGGCACACGUUUGA